AUGCCUCUCUUCAAGCCCGAGAACGUCAACACCCCCGUCCUCACCCAAUUCUCCCUCGCCGGCAAGAUCGCCGCUGUGACGGGCGGCGCCAAGGGCAUCGGCCUCGAGAUUGUCCGCGGCCUAGCCGAAGCCGGCGCCGACGUAGCCCUCCUCUACGGCACCUCGCGCGCCGCCGCCGACGAAGCAGCCGCCACCAUCUCCGCCGCGACCGGUGUGCGCAUCGCGACCUUCUCGUGCGACGUCGGCAACCGCGCCAACGUCGCCGAGGUGCUGGAGAAGCAGGUCGCGCAGGGGUUCGGCGGCGGCCGGCUCGACAUUGUGGUGGCCAACGCGGGCGUGAACGAGCACAUCCCCGCCCUCGAGUACACGGAGGAGCAGUGGGCGCGCAACAACGCCGUGAACCUGGACGGGGUCAUGUGGACGGCGCAGGCGGCGGGGCGGGUGUUUGAGAAGCAGGGGAAGGGCAACCUCAUCAUCACGGCCAGCGUCAGCGCGACGCUUGUGAAUGUGCCGCAGAGGCAGGCCGCGUAUAAUGCGAGCAAGGCGGCUGCCGUGCACCUGGGCAAGAGCCUGGCUGUCGAGUGGGCCGACUUUGCGCGCGUCAACUGUAUCAGCCCUGGCUUUGUCAUGACGGAGAUGUUGACCCAGCAGCCCAAGGAGAGGUUUGAUGCUUGGAUGAGCAUGGUUCCUGGGAAGAGGAUCUGUGAUGCUGCGGAGCUGAAGAGUGCAUAUGUCUUUCUCGCCUCGGACGCCUGCAGCUACAUGACUGGUGCGGAUCUUGUGAUAGAUGGUGGCUAUACGUUGCCCUAG
Molecule: messenger RNA, 810 nt
Organism: Cryphonectria parasitica EP155
Lineage: Eukaryota; Fungi; Ascomycota; Sordariomycetes; Diaporthales; Cryphonectriaceae
Product: NAD(P)-binding protein
Exons: 2
Coding region: 1-810 (269 amino acids)
Cellular component (GO): intracellular anatomical structure
Molecular function (GO): oxidoreductase activity, acting on NAD(P)H, oxygen as acceptor
Source: RefSeq, a predicted model, not a curated record